Molecule: messenger RNA, 1106 nt
Organism: Cricetulus griseus (Chinese hamster)
Lineage: Eukaryota; Metazoa; Chordata; Mammalia; Rodentia; Cricetidae
Source: RefSeq, a predicted model, not a curated record
GUUUCUGUUAUUGCAUUUAUAACUGCUACAAAAAUGCCACCAUAUCACCAACAUGAAGAAGAGAAAUUCUUCCUCAAUGCCAAAGGCCAGAAGGAAAUAUUACCCAGCAUCUGGGACUCACCUACCAAACAGCUGUCUGUUGUUGUGCCUUCCUACAAUGAAGAGAAACGGUUGCCUGUGAUGAUGGAUGAAGCUCUGAACUACCUAGAAAAGAGACAGAAACAGGACUCUAAGUUCACUUACGAGGUGAUAGUAGUUGACGAUGGCAGUCAAGACCAGACUUCAAAGGUGGCUUUCAAAUACUCCCAGAAAUACGGAAGUGACAAAGUACGCGUGAUAACGCUGGUGCAGAACCGAGGGAAAGGUGGUGCCGUUAGGAUGGGUGUAUUCAGUUCUCGAGGAGAGAAGAUCCUCAUGGCUGAUGCUGAUGGAGCCACAAAGUUUCCAGAUGUUGAAAAACUAGAAAAGGGACUGAGUGCUCUCCAGCCAUGGCCUGAUCAAAUGGCCAUUGCUUGUGGGUCUCGAGCCCAUUUGGAGAAAGAAUCAAUUGCUCAGCGCUCUUACUUCCGUACUCUUCUUAUGUAUGGGUUCCAUUUCCUGGUGUGGUUCCUUUGUGUCAAAGGAAUCAGGGACACACAGUGCGGGUUCAAAUUACUAACCCGAGAAGCAGCAGCCCGGACCUUCUCAUCUCUGCACAUUGAACGAUGGGCAUUUGAUGUAGAACUGCUGUACAUAGCACAAUUUCUUAAAAUUCCAAUAGCAGAAGUUGCUGUCAACUGGACUGAAAUUGAGGGUUCUAAGUUAGUUCCAUUUUGGAGCUGGCUACAAAUGGGCAAAGACCUCCUUUUUAUCCGACUUCGGUAUCUGAUGGGUGCCUGGAGGAUUGAGCCAACAAGGAAAGUGAGUUAGUUUGCUGUCAGGGCUGGACUGCAUUUUUACAUGCAAGUGUCAUGCAAUUUCACCUGAAAUCAGGAUUUUUCAAUAAAGCUGCGAUGGACCCAUUGUCACUAUCUGCCUUUGUAUGCUCUUAAGAAUUAACUGCCAUGAAGAAACCAUGAGAUGUCUUUUGGGACAAAUAAAUUUUUAAGUAUUUGUGUCAUAAGUUA